AUGGAGCGUUUGCUUGCGCGGAAAAAAUCCUUAUUUAACUUGUUGCGCUCGUACAUGAAAACAUCCGAACUUGGUAUUACGGAUACGAGCAAAAAUCUUGUUCGGGACCUCCUUAACGGCGAACAAUCUCUUCCCAACGGAACGCAUUUCGAUAACGACAUUUUCGUGGAUGCUUAUUAA
This is a messenger RNA of Gaeumannomyces tritici R3-111a-1, 180 nucleotides long. RefSeq lists its product as hypothetical. Lineage: Eukaryota; Fungi; Ascomycota; Sordariomycetes; Magnaporthales; Magnaporthaceae. Bases 1 to 180 code for a protein of 59 amino acids. The transcript is spliced from 2 exons. The record is from RefSeq and is a predicted model, not a curated record.